UCCGAUUCUAUUUAUUUUUACACAAUUUUUUCGCAAAAAUAACUACAGGUGCAUUUAUUUUUAUUUGUUUGUAAGAAGGAGACAAUGGACGCGAGUGUGGCCAUCAUUUCAAAUAAAAAAAAAUUACAAUUUAAAAAUUAAUUCGACAACAAUUACCUAAUAAUUUAUGUAUAUGUAUUAUAGUUAUCAGCUAAAUCUUCUUAAGUAUUCCACGCAAAACCUCAUAACGACCACGAUGAUGGUAAGCGGUUUGUACACGUCCGCGGUUUUGACACUUGUCCUGUUGAUCGCGGCUUGUCGAUGGGUGUUGCCGGUGGAAAACGCCAGAAUAUUGGCCGUACAAACAGUAGGCGCCAAAAGUCACUGGAACUUCAUGAGAGGAGUGCUCCGAUCGUUGACGGAUGCCGGUCACAAUGUUACAGUGUUCACACCGUUUCCGGACGGCGAUAGGGAAAACUACACGGAAGUGGACAUGUCGAAAGAGUUUCCAGUGAAAACAAACCUGAACUUAAAACAGGCGAUGGAGAUAUACGGCCGACCGGUCACCUAUUUCUACAUGUUGACAGCCUCGGACAGCAAGUACUGCGACACGGUCUACAAAAAUAGACAGUUCGACCAGCUCGUACAUGACGGUAACGGUGGUAACUCCGAACGGAAGUUUGACUUGAUCAUUAUGGAAACUCGGAAUCUAGACUGUACGUCGUACUUGGCUAAUGCUUUAAACUUGCCAAUCAUAUUUACGAUGCCGUCACCCAUGAAGACGUUCACCGAACGCUCUCUCACCGGACACGUGUCGAACCCCGCUACCGUAUCGCAUGUUAUGGCACUACAAGCCGUGCCAAAGACGUUCGUCCAAAGGUUCACAAAUGCGGCUUUGUUGGCGUACAGUACUCUGAGGACGACGUAUGACGUUUGGAUUAUGAAAAUAACCAAUCCCAGGCGAUACCAAUCGUCAACAAAAGUCAACCCGUCGAUAAUCUUUCUGAACACUUAUCACAUAACCGAAGCUUCGAGGCCCGUAGUACCUAACGUCAUCGAGAUAGGUGGAAUUCACUUGAAACCUAAAAAUAAAUUACCAGAUGACAUAUUAGAGUUCAUCGAAGGAGCACCAGAAGGUGUGAUUUAUUUUACAUUUGGUUCGACUGUUAAAUUAACGACAUUACCGGCACAUAUCGAAAAAAUAUUUAAACAAGUAUUUUCUAACGUUUCCCAGAGAGUUUUGUGGAAAUACGAAAGCGAAAUGAAGGACAAACCGGAAAACGUGAUGAUAAAAAAAUGGUUCCCUCAACGAGAUAUACUCUUGCACCCGAAAGUCAAAUUGUUUAUUAGCCACGGUGGUUUAUCCGGAGUAUAUGAAGCAAUAGACGGCGGUGUUCCUGUACUCGGAUUUCCUUUGUUCUAUGACCAGUCGAGAAACAUAGACAAUUUAGUUAACUCCCGAAUGGCUAUUGCCUUGGACCUGAUGAGUGUGACUGAGGAAACGUUAUUAAAUGCAAUAUCGAAAAUCAUCGAUAGUCAAAAUUACUCGAUAAAUGCAAAAAUCGCUUCUGAACGAUUCAAAGAUCGACCGAUUACACCACAACAAUCCGUCGUAUAUUGGACUGAGUAUGUCAUUCGUCAUAAAGGAGCUCCUCAUUUAAAAUAUCAAGGUCUAAACCUCACGUGGUAUCAAUAUUUUCUAUUGGACGUGAUUUUUGUAAUAUUAAUUUUUAUUUUACUGGUAUUGUUUAUUACUUAUAAAGUAUUAAAACGUAUUUAUAAAUACGCAUUGAAAAAUAAACAAAGCCAAAAACUUAAGACUAAGUAACUUAUUUAAUUUUAAAAUAUUAUAUUCAAAUUUUUUUGGAAUAUCAUGCUAUUGAAAAAAAAAUCAAAUAGGUAGUUAAAUAAAUAAAUGUAUUUCAACAUA
This is a messenger RNA of Aphis gossypii (cotton aphid), 1909 nucleotides long. RefSeq names its product UDP-glucosyltransferase 2-like. Bases 167 to 1807 code for a protein of 546 amino acids. The record is from RefSeq and is a predicted model, not a curated record. NCBI's taxonomy places the organism in Eukaryota, Metazoa, Arthropoda, Insecta, Hemiptera, Aphididae. The transcript is spliced from 4 exons. Gene Ontology annotation, molecular function: UDP-glycosyltransferase activity.